UAUCUCCAGGAGUUAUUUUCUCGAAGCUUACAUCUCUUUUUCUCUCUUCUUAAUUCGAUUUCCGUCAUGUCAGGCCGAGGGAAACAAGGAGGUAAAGCUCGUGCUAAAGCCAAGACGCGGUCUUCUCGGGCUGGACUCCAGUUCCCAGUGGGCCGCGUCCAUCGCCUGCUCCGGAAGGGCAAUUAUGCCGAACGCGUUGGUGCCGGAGCGCCGGUCUACUUGGCCGCUGUGCUCGAGUACCUCACAGCAGAAAUCCUGGAGCUGGCAGGCAAUGCUGCCAGAGACAAUAAAAAAACGCGCAUCAUUCCCCGCCAUUUGCAGCUCGCCAUCCGCAACGACGAAGAACUCAACAAGCUUCUGGGCAGAGUGACUAUUGCCCAGGGUGGCGUUCUACCUAACAUACAGGCGGUCCUGCUACCUAAGAAAACUGAAAGCCACAAACCCAAGAGCAAAUAAUUGGAUAAGAACUCUACGCCAAAGACAAAAGGCUCUUUUUAGAGCCAUCCAUUCCAUCAAAGAAGAGCUGAGAUACUAUUAGUGAUAAAUAGUAGAACAAAUAACCGUAAUAGAUAAUAGAUAGCCCU
This is a messenger RNA of Phascolarctos cinereus (koala), 584 nucleotides long. Its product is annotated as histone H2A type 2-C. Gene Ontology annotation, molecular function: protein heterodimerization activity; DNA binding; structural constituent of chromatin. The record is from RefSeq and is a predicted model, not a curated record. Gene Ontology annotation, cellular component: nucleosome. NCBI's taxonomy places the organism in Eukaryota, Metazoa, Chordata, Mammalia, Diprotodontia, Phascolarctidae.